This is a messenger RNA of Epithele typhae, 426 nucleotides long. RefSeq lists its product as uncharacterized. Lineage: Eukaryota; Fungi; Basidiomycota; Agaricomycetes; Polyporales; Epitheliaceae. Bases 1 to 426 code for a protein of 141 amino acids. The record is from RefSeq and is a predicted model, not a curated record. The transcript is spliced from 3 exons.
AUGCCCGUACCCGAGCGCGCGCCUCCCAAAAUGCACCCCGACCGCAUGCGCAACCUCGGCAAUGACCCCGCGUCGAUCGCCCCUUCCCCACGGGCGUACGAAGAUCGCCCUCACCGGUCGCCAUUCUCCGUCUUCAGCCAUCGCGUCUUUAUCGCCCUCAAGGAAGCUGAUGCUGAACACAAGGAGGCACCCAAUCUGUUCACCAUUUCUCCUCUCUACUCGUCAUCAUGCCUCACUCAGAUCCUUUGCAUCACCUACGGCUGUCCCGACACGGACCCGGCAGACCCGUCUCCAGAGUCUCACAAGAUUCACGAGUCUCUCGUGAUCUGCAAGUUCAUCUCAGACAUCUACCCCAACGCGCGCCUCGUCCCCUCCGACCCCCUGCAGCGCGUCGCCAUGCGCCUCUUCAUCGCGAUCUGGGAGUAG